AUGUGCGACAGGUCGGACACAUCCCAGAGCAGCCGGCAGCUCAUCCCCCGCUGUCCGUUAGGUGGCAGGCGGGGUUUCCUGUGCUUGACUACGAGGAGCGACGUCUCGAACCAGCGCUACCGGGCCGAGCUGGAGGCCGUGCUGGAUGGCCUGGAGCAGCAGGGCGCCUGCCAGAAGAUCCUGGCGCAGGAAGUGGAGCGGUGGGAGAGGGCCGUGUCCGAGGAGGAGAGCACCCAGGGCACAGGCUACAUCUCUGGGGUGGUCUAUGUUUAUCGGAAGUGCCCAGUCCCGCCUCUGGAGGAGGAUUAAGGGCACGGGAUGGAUCUGG
Tinamus guttatus (white-throated tinamou) is the source of this 328-nucleotide messenger RNA. The record is from RefSeq and is a predicted model, not a curated record. Lineage: Eukaryota; Metazoa; Chordata; Aves; Tinamiformes; Tinamidae.